Messenger RNA from Pungitius pungitius (ninespine stickleback), 2537 nucleotides. It is a transcript of the gene nabp1a, whose product is annotated as nucleic acid binding protein 1a. The record is from RefSeq and is a predicted model, not a curated record. The transcript has 6 exons. The coding region runs from base 1012 to 1674 and encodes 220 amino acids. Gene Ontology annotation, biological process: response to ionizing radiation; mitotic cell cycle checkpoint signaling; double-strand break repair via homologous recombination. Gene Ontology annotation, molecular function: DNA binding. Gene Ontology annotation, cellular component: SOSS complex. NCBI's taxonomy places the organism in Eukaryota, Metazoa, Chordata, Actinopteri, Perciformes, Gasterosteidae.
CGCCAGCUGACGUAGACUUGGGGGUAUUGUUUUACAAAGGGAGGAUAUAGUGAAAGUGAGCCGAUUAAACACUUUUUUUAGACGCUGUCUUUAGGGUGUGUAGUUUUAUGUAGACAUAUAUAACCGGGGCACUUGGGGCGUGCGAACAUUUCGACGUUAUAGGGGCCUCUAUUUGAUAGACACACUAGUAUUCUUAAGAAAGAACUUGGCCAGACUACACGCCAACGAGUGGCCUUUUCCUUAAAAAGAAAGACAGAGUAAAUGCGCUAGUAUUCACAUGAAGUGUGUUGUCACCUCCUAAAGGCACAGACAAUGAAGCUCUGCCACGUAACGUCAGCAGCUGAGGGGUCUGCGUCGAUGCAGGAGCACCUCCGAGUGCACUUCAUUAGUUGAUCUGAAUUCGAAGUUUUGGGUCUACUGCAUCGCUAAAGCGCUGGUUUACUAUAUCACUAACUUUAACUUGGUCAUCGAUGUCAGCGCAGCGUUAGUUUCUUUGAAGACCUGCUCUUACGAUGAUAGUCGCGAGUAGAUAACACGCAAAGAGACCCGUGUCCUGUAAUGAAAGGGGGGCAGCAAAGCAAACUAGCAUCGCGAACGAGCUAGCUCACAUUUAGCAUCGUGUUCCUUAGCAAAAGCACUGUGAUAGCACACUUUGAGCACCGGUCGUGUGCUUGGUCUUUCUUAGAGGGCGGUGAACGUAAUUGUUAUGUUUCACCCCUUGUAUCCAGUGGCGGUGUUUCUUGCAUUUGACUUGAAUGUAACGUUAGCCGACUACCAUAGAAGCCGGACCUCGUCUCUAUAAAAGGUUGAGAUAGCGCUCGGGGUUUGAACUGGCGUUACGUUAGCAUUUGGCUAACUGGUUAAUUGCGUAGCUGAGCUAGCGCUAAUGUUGUACGGCUGUAGCUAACGCUACCUUUAGUAAGACAGCCCGCUCUCAGCUGCCGUGGCAUUUCAGUGGCAGUAAGGGACAGAGUAGUUUUAUUUAUCGUACACACAUCGUCGAGACCCACAAUGGCAACCGCCACAGGCGAGGCCUUGUUUUUAUUAAAGGAUGUGAAGCCCGGCUCGAAAAACCUGAAUAUCGUAUUCAUCGUGUUGGAAAUCGGACGGGUGACCAAAACCAAAGAUGGUCACGAGGUGCGCUCCUGCAAGGUGGCGGACAAGAGCGGGAGCAUCGCCAUCUCCGUGUGGGACGAACUGGGCAGCCUCAUUCAGCCAGGGGACAUCAUCAAACUGACCAGAGGCUAUGCAUCCAUAUGGAAAGGCUGCCUGACUUUAUACACUGGACGAGGAGGGGACCUACAGAAGAUUGGAGAGUUCUGCAUGGUGUAUUCAGAGGUGCCCAAUUUCAGUGAACCAAACCCAGAUCUGCUAUCCCAGCAAAACAAGUCUGGCAAACCAGACCAGAAUCAGAGGGGAAACUCUCCACCCAAUCAGAAUUCAGGUACACCUGCUCCACCAGGUAACGGCGCCAUCCUGCCCUUUGCCAACAACAACCCAUUGACGGGUGCGUCCCGUGACGCUGGCUUCGGGGGCAUCGGGCGACCCAACGGCCGGUCGCCUGGCAACGGAGCGCCUCCCGCUACCGCUGCAUCGGCUGCAGGACCUACGACCGGCCCAAAGUCUUCAGUUACCAUUAGCAACGGCAGGGACCCACGGCGUGCCAAAAGAUGAGAUUGAGGGUGUGUGUUUGGGGGGGGGGGGGCUUGGGGGAGAACAGUUAUGGAUGUCCCUAGUCCCCCCUGCCCCCUCUUUUUAAAACACUUUUGGCCCUUACCAUCCGGCGCUAUAUCGGCCUUCAAAAUUCUGAAUUAAAUAAGGGACGGCUUGCCUCAUUCUUCUACAUGCUAACCUGGUCAGGUGUGGUGUUUGUCAUCGGUCGUGUGUGAUGGCGACCCACCACCUGACGCUCCAGCUGCACUCGGGCGGCGAGUGGCGGUCGGCCCUCUCGGUGCCCGGUCCUUUCUGCCAAGUCUCACUGGGAGGUUGCGUCCCUGUGCCAGUGUUUCCCCCCCCAGCUCCACUGUCCUCUGCCCCAUCUGUUCUUUUUAAACUACACACUCUACGUGAACACUGCACUUUCUUCCCUUAUUUAAGUCGGAGGGGGUGAAUUUUGCUGUCAUCUCAAUCGGGAGAUGUGUUACGUUUUUGUUUGUUUUUUCAGCAGGAAAAGCCUUAAGAUGGUGAAAUGAGUUGUUGGAUUAAAUGCACGAGCAGAGUAGCUCAGAAGGUCUUCUUCCUUGUUACCAAGCGAAUCCAAAAUGAAUUUGAGAGAGGAAAUGUGUUUAGAAUUAUUAUUUUAAUAAUAGUUAGGAAAAUUGCUAUAAUGUUUUUCUUUUUUUUUAGUUCUACAUAAAUUGUAAUGACCCACACUCGAAGAAUGGCAAUGUUUCACAGAAUUAAUUCUCCAGUAGUUAAUGUAGUCUGAAAGAAAGCCACAUUACUGUUAAAGUAUAUCAAAUGUACAGUAUGUUGAGUUGGUUAAACUGCAUCUACAAUGGUAUAACACGUAUUUGUAAUAAACAAAAUUAGCAAUA